Clarias gariepinus (North African catfish) is the source of this 7063-nucleotide messenger RNA. It is a transcript of the gene nab1b, whose product is annotated as NGFI-A binding protein 1b (EGR1 binding protein 1). The coding region runs from base 537 to 2003 and encodes 488 amino acids. The transcript has 8 exons. Lineage: Eukaryota; Metazoa; Chordata; Actinopteri; Siluriformes; Clariidae. Gene Ontology annotation, cellular component: nucleus. The record is from RefSeq and is a predicted model, not a curated record. Gene Ontology annotation, molecular function: transcription coregulator activity; transcription factor binding. Gene Ontology annotation, biological process: negative regulation of DNA-templated transcription.
ACGCGUCCUCGUGACGCACAUCGCUGCGUGGGCGGGCCGCGCGUGGGAGUGCGAGCGCGCAAAUUGUAGCAGCGCGGAAUAUCCCAACUCUGGCAGUAGGGGAGUGAGAGAGAAGAAGAAAGAAAGAGAGAGAGAGAAAAAAGAAAAGAAAGAAAGAAAGGAAGGCGGAAGUCCGACUAGUUCGUCUCUCUCUAUUUUUUUUUCCUUCCUUUGUUAUGUUUUUAAUCGUGUGCACGUCCGGGUUUUGACAACACACACACUUUCUCUCUCUCUCUCUCAUACACACACACACUCACACACACACACACACCAAGAAUUCGGUAAACGCUAGAGCGGAACUACCUGCACGAUCCACACCGACCCGAUGCCGCGCGCCGCGUCACCCCAGUGACCCGCCUGUUCCUCUGAAGUCUGCAACAUUGUGUCCGUUAUUAUCGUUAUCAUUCGAAUUUAAAAAGACUUUGAUCUCAGAGUGUUCGAGAUCUCUGUGGAAUUCGGGAAGAGGGACCUCAAAGAAAGAAGUCCAGACAAAGGUCAUGGCGGCGACUUUGCCCAGGACUCUUGGCGAGUUGCAGCUCUACCGCAUCCUGCAGCGGGCCAACCUGCUGUGCUACUACGACGCGUUCAUCCAGCAGGGCGGCGACGACGUGCAGCAGCUGUGCGAGGCCGCUGAGGAUGAGUUCCUGGAGAUCAUGGCGCUGGUGGGGAUGGCCAGCAAGCCGCUGCACGUCCGACGCCUCCAGAAAGCCCUGCGCGACUGGGUCACCAACCCGGCGCUGUUUAACCAGCCACUCGCUUCACUUCCUGUCUGCAGCAUCCCUGUCUAUAAACUUCCAGACGGUCCUGUGCUGCCUGUCAAAGUUCCCAAAACAGACCCGCCGAAAACCGAAGCGGGCAGCGGGAGCUCCUCGGCCACCGCCUCGCCUCUGCAGAGCGGCAACGAGCCGCGGUUCUGGGCCGAGCGGAGUCUCUCGCCGGCCGAGGUCGGCUCGCCCUCGUCCCCGCUGCCACGUGACACCCUCGAAGCGCUCGACAUCACCGCCGUCCAGGCCGUCAGCGAGUGCGUAGACAGGAUGGCGCGGGCGUUGCCAAAAAGCGACCCGGCGGAGCUGAGAGAGCAGCUCAAGGCCAACAAGAAGCUCGCCAAAAUGAUCGGUCACAUCUUCGAAAUGGGCGACGACGACCCGCGCCGCGAAGAGGAGAUCCGGAAAUACAGCGCCAUCUACGGACGCUUCGACUCCAAGAGGAAGGACGGCAAGCAUCUGACACUCCACGAGCUGACGGUGAACGAGGCCGCAGCGCAGCUGUGCAUGAAGGAGGCGGCGCUGCUGAUGCGCAGGGACGAGUUAUUCGGACUCGCUCGCCAGGUCUCCAGAGAGGUGACCUACAAGUACACGUACAGGACCAGCAAAUCCCGAUGCGGAGACAGAGACGAGCCGUCCCCGAAGAGGAUCAAGACAGAGCAGGAAGGGUUUUUUGACCUGCAGGAGGCGCUACAGGCCAUUCACAUGCGGCAGGAGACUCUGAAAGAGCAGCUAAAUCAGGCUCGGUCCAAGGGAGAGGAAACGCUCACUCGAAACAUCCAGGUUCAGCUAGAGCGUCUCUUGGCAAAGCAGAUGGAGAUUCUGCAUGAUGCAGCGACGCAGGACAGACUGCAGGCUCUGGAUUGGCGCGUACCUCCCGGAGCCUUUAAACACCAUGCUGACUCCCACAAUGCUAACGCUAAUGCUAACGGGGUGCAGAGCAGCGCUGAAAAACACGCCGAGCAGCACGGUGAGAGGCCACUGAAUCUACGCGUGACAGGACAAAGGGGCGGAGUUUUAGAUGGAGACACACCUCUGGGAAAACAGCUGGCCAAUGAGCUGAAGAGACAUCACCAGGCCAGCGCCGAAGGCAAGGCAGCGGUCGCCACAGAGAACGGCAGCGGAGGCGAGGCGAGUCCCUGCGCUCUCAACCUCUCCGAAAAGAAGGCCAUCAAAUGUGAACCUGAGGACUCCAGAUAGCAGACCAGACCUCCGUUUUAGUUUUAUCUCUUUUCUUUUUUUUUAUUUCAACUUUGAUGAUGAACUGUCGUCUGUCCGUGAAUACUAAAGGAGCACAACUACAGUAGAGCCUUAAUAACCAACGUUGCCUCAGAUUUCCUUUAUUUGAUUUUUUUUUCUUUUUUCUUCUUCUUCUUUUUCUUCUUCUUCUUUUUUUAGCCAAAGCACCUAGAGCCCUUAUUUUCUUUCCUGGAUAGAUUAACAGAAUUUUGUGUUGUUAGUGACUGUAAAUGCAACAACCCCGCCAACUCUCUCUCUCGCGCUCUCUCUCUCUCUCUCUUUCUCUCUCUCUCUCUCUCUCUCUCUCUCUUCUACGAUUAGGCGUGGACCGUAAAGUCCGCUGGUUGUACAUACAUUUGUUGAUACGUGGAAAAUGUUCAGAUGUUAUUUAAAUACACUUUGUGUUGUUUGUGUGAGUGUGCGUGUGUGUGUAUCUAUAUGAAUGCAUGUUGUGUCACAAGCUGAUUGUUCGAAACAUCAAAGACAAGCACAAACGCCAUUGUUCUUUAUUCGCUCUAUAUAUAAUAAUGGAACAGCGUAACUAUCAGGUAGAGGCGUGUAUCAGGACUGAGCUAGAAAAGCACGCUAUCAGAUAUGAAGCUCGCGAGACAAAGAACUAGCAUGAGUACAAACCGUACGUUCACACUAGCAGGAGUUUAAAAUCUCGGUUGUGGGCGUGGCCUAUCCAGCGUUCCGUUGAAAAAUGCUAGUAGCUAUAGUAUAUAUAUAUAUAUGGAGUUUUGUAAGGCUAGCUAGGAUAACUUGUUGCAGUCUUGGCGUCAUGCAAGCAAACAGCAAAUAGUAACUAGCGAGAUUUGUUGCUUCACCGGGAAAGGUCUUCUUUUUGAAUACCAAGCCUUUAACUAGUUAGCUUUAGUAGUGUUUAGGGCCGAUACUUAAAAAAAGAAAGAAACAUGUCUAUGUCAAUAUACAGAAAAUGUACUGAGACCAGACUCAGGUCAUACAGCCCUAACUGGCAUUAGCUUAGCUCUUUUGCUAGGUUAGCUUUCACUCACUCAGGAAACUGUUGUUCCCUUGCUAAGCUUGGUUUCACUCACAGUGUUAGCUUUAUUAACUACUACUCUCUGCCUGGAUUAGCUUUUAAUCACAAUGUUAGCUUCUCUGAGAAUUGUUCUCUUGCUAGGCUAGUAUUUCGUCACAGUGUUACCUUUGGUAACCCCAAACCUUAGUUUCUCUAACUUUAGAUCUCUUGCUAAGUUUGUUUUCACUCACAAUGCCUGCUUCGUUAACUGCCUCUCUCUUGCUAGGUUACGUUCUGUAUCACUCACGAUAUUAGCUUCUCUUAUUAUUGUUCUUCGCUCCUGAUGGAACCUUCUAGGUUAGCGUUCACUCAUGAGGUUGCUAGAUUAGCUUUCUCCUACAGUGUUACUUCAUUUAAUAUUAUUCUGUUGCACAAGUUUCACUAACGAUGUUAGCUUAAGUACCUACAGUACUGCUUUCUUGCUAAAUUAGCUUUCUCUCACAGUGUUAGCUACUCUACAUUUUCUUCUCUUGCUAGGUUUGAUUCACUAAUAAUUUUAGCUUUACUAAAUACCCCUCUCUUGUUAAGUUAGCUGUCCUAGGACUAGAUGAAGUUAUAAUGGAUUGUACUGUAAUUGGUGAAAAAAAAACAAAAAACGCUUGCCCGUCUGUUCGUCGCUCGCUAGUGUGAACGUAAGGUCUGCCACUCUUAGUAAGUAUAAGUGCUUUAUCUUGCUCAGGGUGGCUUAAAUGACAAAAUUUACUUAAUUAAAUGACUUUAUUACAAGGUUGAGAAGUAAAAACAAUAAUUUUGGGACAAAACAAUAAUAUUGACAAUAUAACUACUACUAAUAAUAAAAAUAAACAAGAGCUAAAACAGUCACGCGCACAUGUCUGAUAUCAGGUACUGAUUAAUAUGAAAUAGACCUGCUCUGCAGGUUCAGUCUGUAACGAUUUAUCGUGAUAUUGUUCUGUUUUUUUAAAUGUGAUGAGCUUGUUAGCUAAAAAGCUGAAGAGUCGCAUCAGCCUUCAGCCAAGCUGUGUACGUAAUCUAGUGUAGAGCGUAACAUACCAAGUGUGUAGUAAGUAGUAGAGCAAUACCGACUAGCUGUUGUUAAUAAACCGGUGUGUGUGUGUGUGUGUGUGUGUAUGGGUGGGUUGUUUACUGUACAGUGUGUGGUGUACUAGUGUUAGAAAUAGUCUUAGAUUCAGCUGGUGUAUUCAUGUAACUUUUAUGCACUAGUGUUGGACUUAAAAAUGCAUUUUUUAUACAACUUUCAUCUUUUCCAUCUUCUUUUUCUUCAUACCAUCCUUACCAGCUCGUGUUGUAGGUUUUCCCGACAGACGAUCAGGUUUCCCACAGUCGUGUGUGCGUGUCUGUGUGUGUGUCUAUGAGUGUGUGUGUUUUUUUAAUGAAUACCUCUGUGAGAAUAACCGACUGACCCUCAUGUCCAGAUGUGUUUUUUUUAUUUUUGUUUUAUUUUUAAAGCACAGAGUGGAGAAAUGAUCUGUACUAUUUAUUUUUAUACGAUUACGUUAUGCAAAAUGUUCUUAAUUUAAGUGCCAUUUAAUUUUUCUUUUCUUUUUUUUAAAGAGGAUAUGGUUAUGGUUGAGUGCAAAGUUUGUGCACCCAUAUGUAUUAGGUCUCACAUUGUCGUGGUUUGUACAAAACAACAACAAAAAAAUUAUAACCAGUUCAUUUAUUUUUUUUAUGUUUAUGAUAUUUUUUUAGAGUGUAUACACCCUGUGAUCAUGGUCACGUCUUCGGGAACAGGUUUUGGAUGCCCUUCAAAUCACUGUUAAAAAGGUUUUCUGGAAAUAAUAAUAAUAAUAAUAAAAAUAAUAGUAAUAAUAAAAAAGAUAAACUAGCCAAAUAAUGAGACAGAAAAAAAGAGAAAGAGUUCAAAGUGAUGCUCGCACCGCUAUUUUAUCAAUGAUCUUUGUGUUGUGGUGCUUUUAGAAGACUCAGAGCAGGAGCCUGGAGAUUUCAUGACUGAUUUGAUGUAUUUGUUUGUUCUAGACUGAACUGUACUAAACGCUACUGAACCAUACUGUUCCUUGUCCCUGGGUGUGGAACCCUUAAGCGUACACCAUUUUCACAUAUACUACUUUAACCUCCACUAAACAAACAAACAAAAAAAAGCUAUGCCAAAUUUGUGCAUCAUGAAUAUUUUUUUAAAGAUGCAUUAUAUCCAUGUAAAAGAUACAGGUACAAAAGUUCAAGUGUACCAGUUCAGUGACAUCAAAAGGUUUCACCCACCCCCAAGAGUGUAGGAAGUAACCUAGAUCAAAGUGAAGAAAAAAUAUUGUUUUAUCAAUGAAAAACAACAUAUAAAAACAAAACACACAUUUUUUUCAUGCUUUGCACAAACAAAUAAUUUUGUGCACUGAAAAAACAGGAGGGGCACAAACUUUUGCACUCAACUCUCAAAUCAGUUGUGCAGGUCAUUCUGAAUGAUCUGAUAGGAUUUAAGACGUGUGUUAAUCAUUGAUAAGUGAGGAAUCGAUUUUGAAUCAGUGUCACACACACACACACACACAGAUCAGGGGUGUCAAAUCUGCAGUCUUUGAUAAAACUCCAGUUUCCUCCAGUCUUGUGAACUGUAGACUCUCAGUUGAGAGCUCAGAGAAACCAGAAGCUCUGUUGUGCCACUAGGGGGCAGAAGAGAGCAUGUGACUAAUAUGCUAAAUUCAUGUAUAGCUAGCUAAUAACAUUUCUGCUGUAACUAUCGGGCACAUAAUACGAUAUAAGGUUUAACGAUACACUUGUCUCCACUGCGAUACGAUUCCUAUGAUCGCUUUGUUUGCGAACGAUAACGAUGUUAAAUAGUAAACGCUUCAGCACUAUGAACAAAUCGAUUCAUUUCAAUCGAAACAUGGAUUCGAAUCUUCGUCUCGUUUCACCGCCAGUCACAAAAAUAGCUAACAGAUGUGCUGAAUGUUUUGUUCACAAAGAAAGGUUUUGUUUUUGUUUUUUUGUAAAUUAAAUAAAAAACUGUACUGACUGUAAAUUAAUUUUAAUUGAAGACGGUUAGGGGGUGAAUACUUACGCAAAUGUCAUGGAUAUAUUUUGUAUAAAUAAUAAUUUAUUAUUAAUUUUUUUUGACACCCCUGAUCUGGACUUUAGCAUCGUUAAAGUGAGAUUUAAACACUUGUUUUGCCUUAUUUUUUUAUGGGUAUGAUUAUAUCAAAACUAAAUGAGGUACUAAACAGUACCCUUGCUUGUGCCUGGUGCGGUACCUUUAGUACUCGGCUUUUACAUGGAUAUUUGUGCUAUUACAUGGAUGAAGGUGCGAUUAAGCAUCACUUGUUAAACGUACAGUACGCUACAUCACAUUAGGAUGCCUAAUGGUACCAUCACAUCAGUACAGAAAGGUACAGUUAGUACCCUUUUCUCUGAGAGAGUAUGCCUGAUCCAGGUGAUUUUUAUUUUGCUGAUGCAUUCGGGCUUAGCAUUUAACCUUUAAGCUAGCCGAGCCUGGUAGCUUCUUUGAUUAAAUCUCAUGUGUGUGUGUGUGUGUGUGUGAUGUUUUCCCCCUCUGAUGCAUGGAAAGUGAUCAGCAUGGAGAUUGUAUGUAAUUACAUUUAGAUAGGCAGAUUUCUUAGAGACAUUUGAUAAAAACUGAAAGAACAGAAAAAGACACACACACACACUUUAUCUGAUUAGUUUAUCAGUAACGCUUAUACACACACACGGCCUAUAAACCAGUACCUAUAGUUCACAGAAUAUUUCCAAGCUCUUACUCUUGCCCCCUUUUCUGCUUUCUGUCCUUUAAAGACAGCGAUCUCUGUCGCCUCUGCUCCUGCUUUGUACAGUAGAAAAGGAGGGAAAUGCAUCCAGGCCUGUGGGAUGAAAAGUUUUUGUUUGUUUUUCUAAAAAAAAAAUUAAUGAGUAGAGGCUUUGUUCUCAUCUUAAUUGUGACGGAGUUUAUGAUUCAUCAUUAGGAUAUGCAGUAGUCAUUCACCUCUUGUUUUGUAAACACUAAUAUAUUUAAUUUGUUAUACAGCACACGAACAUUAAACUCUAUUUUUUUGAGAUA